Molecule: messenger RNA, 969 nt
Organism: Kwoniella botswanensis
Lineage: Eukaryota; Fungi; Basidiomycota; Tremellomycetes; Tremellales; Cryptococcaceae
Exons: 6
Coding region: 1-969 (322 amino acids)
Source: RefSeq, a predicted model, not a curated record
AUGAUCCACUUGCUUUCUUUAGUAUUGCUUCUACUGGCAUGGGGUGUUAAUUCGGCCACUGUCAACAGAUACCCACAACAACCCCCAAGAUUUGUCGGAUGUACAGCUUCUGUCGUGUCGCAACUGGCGAUAUUUACUUUGUCAAAUACCUAUGGUCGAACGGAGGAACUGGCAGGAUAUUGUGCUGUCACCUGCGGUGAUAAUGGAUAUCAAUAUUCCUACUGGCAACUUAUACCUUCCACCUAUCAAUGUAAAUGUUCGAAUACCGCACCUGUCAGUACGGUUCUCGACCAGACCUCCGAAGUUUAUCAGGUCGGUACAACGCCUGCGUGUCUCUCCAACUAUGACUAUAAUAUCUGGUUAACUCGAUCGAAUUACAACAUCGUCAGAUGUUCCAACACCACCAUCACCACCGAUCUAGCUUCACAGGGAACCAAAUCCAGUGUCUUAGAGUGUCUCCAAGCUUGCUCGAACUUCGUCUAUGACUCGGGAGUUUCGGUCACUCCCCUGCCCGCCGCUCAAGGCGGUGGAUACGAAUGUUCGUGUACCCGACAGGCAGGUGAGAGUAUCGCAUAUAGCUCUGAGAAAGUAUGUGAAAUCGGUACGGCGAUGAUAUACAAGACAGUCGACAAUCAGGUUUUACCUUCGGGAUAUGCCAGAAGAGCACUGAAGGAGAAAUUGAAAAAGGCUAGAACGGUUGGUAUUUGUCCGGAAGGUUUUGAGGCUUGCAAGAUCGGAGACAGCCCGGAAGGGUAUGAGUGUAUCGAUACUUUUUCUGAUCUCGUCAUAGAAUCAUGUGGUGGCUGUACUUCUGGGAAAUUCGAGACUGGCCAAAUUUCUGGUACAGAUUGUACAACACUUCCAGGUCUAGCAGAUUACGGCGUGACAUGCUUCAAGGGAUCAUGUCAAGCUUUCGCUUGUGAAGAGGGAUGGACCCUGGCAUCGAACCAGACUUGUAUUGCUCCUUAA